Vitis riparia (riverbank grape) is the source of this 1884-nucleotide messenger RNA. Its product is annotated as carboxyl-terminal-processing peptidase 2, chloroplastic-like. Lineage: Eukaryota; Viridiplantae; Streptophyta; Magnoliopsida; Vitales; Vitaceae. The record is from RefSeq and is a predicted model, not a curated record. Gene Ontology annotation, biological process: proteolysis. The transcript is spliced from 13 exons. The coding region runs from base 1 to 1620 and encodes 539 amino acids. Gene Ontology annotation, molecular function: endopeptidase activity; protein binding; serine-type peptidase activity.
AUGGAGGCACUUGGAGGCUUCGGUGCUGCGUCUCUUUCUCCUCCACCUCCCCAUUAUUCCACCAUUCUUCAGACUCCACCAUGGAAAUCUCUGCCGCAAAGAAUUGGACAGCCUCGACUGUGGAGUCCAUUGUUGUGUAUAAGCAAAAAUGGUAUUGAUAGGCCAAGAAGUUGCAAUCUAGUUGGAAAUUAUGAGGGAAAUUCCAAAGUCAAUUUCUUACUUCAGCCAAUGGCAAGGCUCAAUAAAAGCUUGUCAUUUCGGUGUGGUUUGUUUUCAGUAAGUUAUGGAUUGCGUCCUAAAUUGAGGAAAUAUUCUGCCAGUCUUCAGAAAGAAUUAAAUUGUUCAGAAAAGUUUAAGCAUCAUGUCUCUGUUCAUUUUGUCCGAUUGGUUGUUGGAGUGAUGCUGGUUAUGUCAGUUUCUGUUGGCGUUAGUAGGACACCCUCCUGGGCCCUUACUGAAGAAAAUCUCCUUUUCUUAGAGGCAUGGAGGACAAUUGACCGUGCAUAUGUUGACAAAACAUUUAAUGGUCAAAGUUGGUUUCGCUACAGAGAAAAUGCACUGCGUAAUGAACCAAUGAAUACACGAGAAGAGACAUAUAUGGCAAUAAAGAAGAUGCUUGCCACACUUGAUGAUCCUUUCACUCGCUUUCUGGAGCCUGACAAAUUUAAGAGUUUGCGGUCUGGAACUCAAGGUGCUCUUACAGGUGUAGGGUUGUCAAUUGGAUACCCUACUGGAUUUGAUGGAUCACCUGCUGGGCUUCUUGUUAUUUCAGCAACUCCAGGAGGUCCUGCAAGUAGAGCUGGCAUUUUGUCUGGGGAUGUUAUCCUUACAAUUGAUGGUACAAGUACAGAAACCAUGGGAAUAUAUGAUGCAGCAGAGCGCUUGCAGGGACCUGAAGGAAGUUCAGUGGAAUUAACCAUCCGUAGUGGACCUGAAGUAAAGCGCCUAUCAUUGAUGCGAGAGAGAGUUUCAUUGAACCCAGUAAAGUCAAGACUAUGCAAGAUGCCUGGUUUAGGCAAGGAUUCCCCUAAGAUUGGUUAUAUCAAACUAGCAUCAUUCAACCAGAAUGCUUCUGGUGCUGUCAAGGAAGCGAUUGAAUCUUUAAGGAGCAAUGAUGUGAAUGCCUUUGUUUUGGACCUCCGAGAUAAUAGUGGUGGCCUUUUCCCAGAGGGAGUUGAGAUUGCUAAGAUUUGGUUGGAAAAAGGUGUAAUUGUGUAUAUUUGUGAUGGUCGUGGUAUUCGUGAUAUAUAUGACACAGAUGGAAGCAGUGUAGUGGCAGCUUCAGAACCUCUGGCUGUGCUGGUGAACAAAGGAACUGCAAGUGCUAGUGAAAUAUUAGCUGGAGCAUUGAAAGACAAUAAACGUGCAGUGUUGUUUGGAGAACCCACAUUUGGAAAAGGCAAGAUCCAGUCGGUUUUUGAGCUAUCAGAUGGUUCGGGCUUGGCCGUUACAGUAGCUCGUUAUGAGACACCUGCUCACAUUGAUAUUGACAAGGUUGGCAUCGCUCCAGACCAUCCUCUUCCAACUCCAUUUCCCAAGGAUGCUGAGGGUUUUUGUGGCUGCCUCAUGGACCCUACUUCUGCUUGCUAUCUCAACAGGGUUCAGCUUUUUUCAAGAUGACAGAAUCCUCAGUUGUGACUUACCAUUCAUUUUUUGGGCUCAUUGUUUCCAUUAAGUGUACAUUUUCACCCACAAAUGUUUGAGAAGAUUUUGGAAAAAGAAAGGACAAGACCAAUCGCCUUUUUUCAUCUGUAUUAUUGGGUGUUCAUUAUUACUCCAAAAAAUGUUCCUGGAUUUUGGAGAAAAAAAAAAAAGGGGACCUUUUAGUCUGUACGGUAUCGUUUGUUCUUGAUAUAAAAUUCAUGAAAGAAUUUUCAAGCUUCA